AUGACAGACAAUACAGACGGAUCGGACGGGGAAGGGGGCAAGGGAAAUCGUAAACGGCAACCUGUUCCUAAGAACAGCGACGAAUAUAAAGUACGAAGAAACAGAAACAACACAGCCGUGAAGAAAAGUCGCAGCAAAAGUCGUCAGAAAGCGAAAGAAACCGUCGCGAAAGUGAAUAGAUUAAGACAAGAAAAUGACGUGCUGGAACAAAAAGUCCAAAUUUUGACAAAAGAACUGAGUAUUUUGAAAGAACUCUUUUUAACCCACGCUGGGCCAAUAUCAGAUGGAACCUGCCAACAGCAGCCGGACAAUAAUAUUCAAAACGACCACAAAUACUUCAAAAAGGAAUAG
This is a messenger RNA of Lottia gigantea (owl limpet), 351 nucleotides long. RefSeq lists its product as hypothetical. The transcript has a single exon. The record is from RefSeq and is a predicted model, not a curated record. Gene Ontology annotation, biological process: regulation of transcription by RNA polymerase II; DNA-templated transcription. Lineage: Eukaryota; Metazoa; Mollusca; Gastropoda; Lottiidae. Gene Ontology annotation, molecular function: DNA-binding transcription factor activity, RNA polymerase II-specific; RNA polymerase II cis-regulatory region sequence-specific DNA binding. The coding region runs from base 1 to 351 and encodes 116 amino acids.